Messenger RNA from Mollisia scopiformis, 1987 nucleotides. RefSeq lists its product as uncharacterized. Bases 47 to 1987 code for a protein of 646 amino acids. Lineage: Eukaryota; Fungi; Ascomycota; Leotiomycetes; Helotiales; Mollisiaceae. Gene Ontology annotation, molecular function: transcription cis-regulatory region binding; zinc ion binding; DNA-binding transcription factor activity, RNA polymerase II-specific. The transcript has 4 exons. Gene Ontology annotation, cellular component: nucleus. Gene Ontology annotation, biological process: positive regulation of transcription by RNA polymerase II. The record is from RefSeq and is a predicted model, not a curated record.
CCCAUCCACCAACCACAGCGUUGUCCAGCGGGAAGCUAGAGAUGGUAUGGCCUCAGUCACUCACUCUUCACCCGGAGACCCCAGCUCAGGGUCCGGAUCCAACGUGAAUCGUCGUCCUCCAAGGUCGAAGCAGGGUUGUUUGACAUGUCGACGUCGGAAAGUACGUUGUAACGAACAGAAACCACGAUGUUCUCAUUGCGAGCGUCUCAACCUCCAAUGCAGUUGGAGACCAGUCACGAGUUCGAGCAUAAACCAGAUGCCAAGACAGCCGUCUGAAAACGGCAAUCAUAGACAGACGGAUAUCAACUCUGGGACUAUCAAUGAAAGUCUUUCGAUGACGGCGGGCGCAGUUGAUUUGAGCCAAAUGAGACAGCCUGUGGAUGGCUCGUUCAACGACAUGUUCGACUAUGCAAGUUUUAUGUGGGAUCAUGAAUUGGAAAAUGGGACUAUGCAGCCAAAUCGCUGGCGAGACCUGGGAUUUACAGAUAUGGAUGUUCUGAGGCAAAGAGAUGAAGUGGAAGAAACAAACUCCAUGAAUUCCUCGUUUCUACCAAAUGGUCAGAACAUGAACUUUCGAGAUCAAAUCUCUUCUCUGGAUCCUGCAGAGCUCUCGGCAAGUCGAAGAACCGGAUUUGAGUCCUCAGACUCUAAUGGGAAUGCCUUCGAAGAGCGGAUGCUGAAAGAUUACUUCGUCCGUACCGUGGUUCCACCCAUUAUCGCGCAAGUCGAAACUCAGUUCAGGUGGGCUUCCAUGAGACAGCUCUUAAUUUCAAUGUCAGCUAGCUCUGCAAUGGUACAUUACGCAAUUUUGGCCUUCUCAGAGCUUCUCCUUGGCCGAAAGUCCUACACCCAGGCGCCAAAAUACCAGAAGUGGUAUGAUAGUGCUAGGCUCGAACUUUCCCGACAGAGGACUGAGGGGAUCUUCUCAGGUGCGAGCCCGUCAUCGACAAUAUUUGAGCAUAUGCUUGCAGCUUUGUUCUUUCUAAGCUACAUCGAUCUACUCGAAGGCAGGAUUGUUGAUGCACAUGCAAAUUUAAAAGAAGCAUACGAGGCUUUUCAAGUGGCAGACAAGUCUCAACUGCGAAUGGUCAGCAAACGUCUUAUCUCAUGGAUGCGACUUUUAGAUGCUCGAGCCGUGACUGCUGGCGGCGAGGGUCUCUUUCUUUUGGACAACGAUGAUAUUGUUGCUCAGCCAUCACCAGCAAGCACUGACAUGACCGAGUCUGGAGGCAAUAGCAAUGAUAUUGGAGAGGCUAAUGUUGAGGAUGUUCUCUUUGACACCCUCUACCAACCCGGCUUCUUUUUUUUCCAACGAAUACAAUCAUUCAUGGGCCGCAUAUCAAAGAUAGAUCCCUGGCAUCGCUCACGAGGGACUGUGGAAGAUGAGACAGAGGUCAUGAGUAUUGCUGCCAAGAUCUCUCGUGACCUUGGCACACUCUGGGAAUCUCGGCCACCACUUAUGGACUAUGCCUUGAACGGGAACCUCACGUCGGCUCACAUUUCUCGUAGCCUAGUCUUCACCAUCACGAGAACAUUUCGCACUUACUUUGCGAACUACAAUGCAUCAAAGAUCCACCUACAUCGCGUCGCUUACAAGCAUCUGCCACUAUCGGCUGACACCGAGCAAGCGAUUUCCAACAUUCGAGACACAGCUCGCUUGAUGGUGGAAGUUGGUGCCGCGUCAGGGCCAGAACAAGAAAUGCUCCCAGUAAACAUGCUUUGGCCUCUGCUGAUGUGGGGUACUGAGGAGAAUGAUCCCGAGGCGAGGGACUGGAUUAUUGUGCAAAUUAAUAAUAUGGAACAGGUGGCUACUAAUGCAAAGAUCACGGCUCAAGUGCUGCAAGAGGUCCAGAAGAGGCAAGAUGUCUCGAAGCAGCGAGUUGAUGUGCGGACGGUCAUGCAUGCGUCUAGUGAUGCUUCAUCAUACAUUUCUUCACACCCCUCAGUAGCCAAAGCAGAAAGGGCUUUCCUUGAAUUACAACGCUAA